AUGGCCAGCCAGGCUCCUACCGACCCCGCACAAUCGCAAACCCUCCCUGAUCGCACUAUGAACCCCGCCGAUAACGCCGCCCCCCAGGGGGAGAUUUCGAAGAACGCCGCGAAGAAGGCUGCCAAGGCCGCGAAGCAGGCAUCCGAGAAGGCUGAGAAAAAGGGAAAGCAGCAGCAGCAGGCCAAGGCUGCUCCCAAGGCUGCUAAGAAGAAGAUCGACGGUGCGGCCUUGAUUGGUAUUGAUGUGUCCAAGGAAGAGGAUUUCCCCGGAUGGUACCAACAGGUCCUCACGAAGGGUGAUAUGCUGGACUACUACGAUGUUUCUGGAUGCUUCAUUCUGAAGCCCGCUUCGUACAGCAUUUGGGAGGAAAUCCAGCAGUGGUUCAAUACGCACAUUAAGAAGAUCGGGGUGAAGAACUGUUCCUUCCCCCUCUUCGUCUCCGAGGAUGUCUUGCAGAGAGAGAAGGAUCACAUCGAAGGCUUUGCUGCUGAGGUCGCCUGGGUGACUCACGCAGGCUCCACUCCCCUCGAGAAGAAGAUUGCCAUCCGUCCUACCUCGGAAACCGUCAUGUACCCUUACUACUCCAAGUGGAUCCGUAGCCACCGUGACCUGCCCCUUCGUCUCAACCAGUGGAACUCGGUUGUCCGGUGGGAGUUCAAGCACCCCCAGCCUUUCCUCAGAACCAGAGAAUUCCUGUGGCAGGAGGGCCAUACCGCGCAUCUGACCCAGGAUGCUGCCCACGAGGAGGUCAUGUAUAUCCUCGAUCUCUACGCUAAGAUCUACGAAGAGCUCCUUGCCGUUCCCGUCGUCAAGGGUCAGAAGACAGAAAAGGAGAAGUUUGCCGGUGGUCUCUACACCACCACUGUGGAGGGAUACAUCCCUGCAACUGGCCGUGGUAUCCAGGGUGCUACCUCCCACGGUCUUGGACAGAACUUCAGCAAGAUGUUCAACAUCACUGUGGAGGACCCCUCCGCCAAGGGUGACGAGAAGAAGCCCCCUAUCCACGUCUGGCAGAACUCCUGGGGUCUGUCCACCCGUACUCUGGGUGUCAUGGUCAUGAUCCACAGUGACAACCACGGUCUGGUCCUUCCUCCCCGCGUGGCUGAGACCCAGGUCGUCAUCGUCCCUGUUGGUAUCACCGCCAAGACCAGCGACGAGGAACGCGAGAAGCUGUACGCUGAGAUCGACGGCCUCACCACCGUCCUGACGGCCGCCGGCGUCCGCGCUACCAGCGACAUGCGUGAAGGUUACUCCCCCGGUUGGAAGUUCAACGACUGGGAGCUCCGUGGUGUGCCUCUGCGUCUUGAGUUCGGUCCUGGCGAGUCCGCUGGCCACUUUGUCACUGCAGCCCGCCGUGACAUUCCCGGUAGGGAGGGCAAGAGCACCAUCCAGAUCUCCGACCUUUCGACCGCCGUCCCCGCUCUGCUCGAAACCAUCCAGAAGGAUCUUUUCACUCGUGCCGACAACGAGUACCGCUCUCACCGCAAGAUCAUCACCAACUGGGACGACUUUGUCCCCGCCCUCAACGAGAAGAACGUCUGUGUCAUCCCCCACUGUCUCACCGAGGAGUGUGAGGACCAGAUCAAGGACAUGAGCGCCCGCAAGGCCGAGGAGGACUCCGAUGAGCCCCAGGACGCCCGUGCCCCAAGCAUGGGUGCCAAGUCCCUUUGCAUUCCCUUCGACCAGCCCGAGGGCAUCACCCCCGGAGUUACCAAGUGCACCAACCCCCAAUGCACCCGGACGGCCGAGAAGUGGUGCAUGUUCGGACGUUCCUAUUAG
Messenger RNA from Aspergillus terreus NIH2624, 1779 nucleotides. RefSeq names its product proline--tRNA ligase. Gene Ontology annotation, cellular component: cytoplasm; aminoacyl-tRNA synthetase multienzyme complex. The record is from RefSeq and is a predicted model, not a curated record. The transcript is spliced from 4 exons. The coding region runs from base 1 to 1779 and encodes 592 amino acids. Gene Ontology annotation, biological process: prolyl-tRNA aminoacylation. Gene Ontology annotation, molecular function: proline-tRNA ligase activity; ATP binding. Lineage: Eukaryota; Fungi; Ascomycota; Eurotiomycetes; Eurotiales; Aspergillaceae.